AACAGACCUGAAAGAGAAAGGAAAAUACAAGCGACUUUUUUUCUUCUUUUUGCCCCCAUCUAUAAAGCGAAGCGAUACAAGAGAUAGAGCCACAUUGCCUUUGGGAGUCCAGACCCUCUGAGCCACUGGCGGGGCAUGGAAUGUACAAAAGUGGACAGAACAGUGGCUGGACAUGACUCGGUGCAAUUUGCUGGAAGUUUGUAAGUUUGACCACCGUUUGUAAAUUACUCUCAGAAGACUUUGUCUCUCUUGAUACUGUAUUAGAAUAGAAGUGGGGGUGAGGAAUAAAAACCUAAGUGGGAAAGGGGGAAAAUAUGUUGAAGGAGCUCUCUCAGUAGCCAGCCACUUCAGACUGCUUUCAUUUAAGACUAAGAAACCUAAGAGGGGAUCGGGAUUUUUGCCGGUGAUUGGAUUAGCUUGAAGAAAAGAGCAUGGUUCUGAAGUCCAAUUACUGACGUUGUUAAGAUCGAAAAGCUGUCUUCUUUGGGGAGAAGACUACAUCCUUCCGUUCCCCCCAGGAGGAGAAAACACCGACACCGGAGGGAGAGGACGGGACGGAGAAACCAAUGUAGUCUUCCCUGAUUUCGCCCAGUUUGAACAUGACUUCAGAAGCCUUGGGAAACAGUCCUGUUGUUUGUUUUUUAACCUGAGUAAGAGUGAAGGCUGCCGCUUCCAUAGCCCCGGGAGAAGCGUGUUUCUCUGCAGAAACACCCCUAGAAAUAAUUUCCGAAGCAGCUAGGUGAGCGGGAGCCCGGAUCUCUAUUAAUGACUCUUUUGAUUUCUUUUGCUGUGUGCUUCUGCUUCUUCCUUGACAAUCCCUGAAUUCGUGAACUGUCCCCGAGACUACUUCGUGUUUACAAAGUACCUAGAGGCUCUUGUCAGCCUGGUGGGGGGAGGAAAAAAAUCUACCAACUCUGCCCAACUUCUCCUGAGCUGUCAAAUGCAAUUAGAGUAAGUUGAUCAGGGUUUGUUUCCAACUUCCUCUCUCCAAUUGGUUUCUAAUCUUUCUCCCCACCCUCUCGUUACUCGCUCCCCUCCCCCACACCUUCUCCACUGUCUCCCCACCCUCUGAAGACCUCUAUUCAUGUGCCCUGAACACUGAAAACAGCUUUGCCUGCAAUAGACAGCACCAGCCUCUUGCACCUCACCAUCCCAGAGGCAGUAAUCAUUGUGUCCAACAAGAUGGGGGACACAGCGCCCCCGCAGGCCCCCGCAGGAGGGUUGGGAGGGGCUUCUGGGGCGGGGCUCCUUGGAGGGGGCUCAGUCACCCCGAGAGUACACAGUGCUAUUGUGGAACGCCUGCGGGCUCGCAUUGCUGUCUGCCGACAGCACCACCUAAGCUGUGAAGGACGCUAUGAACGUGGUAGGGCCGAGAGCUCAGACCGAGAGAGGGAAAGCACCAUGCAGCUCCUCAGCCUGGUCCAGCAUGGCCAGGGGGCGAGGAAGGCUAGCAAACACGCUAAGGCUCCAGCCUCGACUGCCACCACCACAGCCCCUCCACCGCCCCCUACUGCCCCUCCUGUGGCCUCCCAGGCGGCAGCCACAGCCCCACCACCUCCACCAGACUAUCACCAUCACCAUCAGCAGCACCGGCUGACCAGUAAUGAUAACAGUGGGAUAAACCGAGAGCAGCCGCCAGCUUCGACCCCGGGGGACCAGCGGAACUCAGCCCUGCUUGCGCUCCAGGGCUCUUUGAAAAGAAAGCAAAUAGUCAACCUGUCUCCUGCCAGCAGCAGGAGGCACAAUGGCUUUGUUGACAGCUCAUUUCUUGACAUCAAAAGGAUCAGAGUUGGGGAGAACCUUUCUACAGGUCAGGGUGCCCUCCCAGUAAAUAAUGGACAAAGUCACAUGAUGCCAGGGCCCUUGCCACUGAAUCAAACACCCCUGAGGAAGAUGAAUGCUCUACCACCUCCUGCACAUUCUCCUGGCAACAAUUUGUUUAACAUGGGCUUAAAGGAGGUGAAGAAAGAACCUGGGGAGACCCUGUCUUGCAGUAAACACAUGAAUGACCAAAUGACACAGGAGAGUGUUUUUACUAAUAGGUUUGGGGAUGACCCUGGAGAUCAACUGAUGGACCCUGAGCUGCAGGAACUGUUCAAUGAACUGACCAACAUAUCAGUGCCUCCCAUGAGUGACCUGGAGCUGGAGAACAUGAUCAAUGCUACCAUUAAGCAGGAUGACCCGUUUGGCAUUGACUUGGGUCAGCAGAGUCAGAGGAGCACGCCGCCGAGACCCUCCCUGCCCAUGGAGAAGAUCAUUAUCAAAAGUGAAUAUUCACCUGGUCUGACACAAGGCACUUCAGGCUCUCCCCAGCUGAGACCCCCAUCAGCUGGCCCUGCAUUUUCCUUGGCUAACUCUGCACUCUCCACUUCAUCCCCAAUCCCCACAGUUCCCCAGAGUCAGCCUCAGCUUCAGACAGUAUCAGGAGCAAACAGGGCCCUGCCAAGCUGGCAAGAAGUCUCCCAUGCUCAACAGCUCAAGCAGAUAGCUGCAAACCGCCAGCAACAUGCACGGAUGCAGCAGCAGCAGCAGCAACAGCAGCAGCAGCAGCAGCAGCAGCAGCAGCAGCAGCAGCCACCUCCCAGCUGGCCAGCCUUACAGUCCUCUGCUGGGCCAUCCCCUGGAGCAUUUGUGCAGGAAAAAAUCCCCAGCCCUUCCUUUGGCCAGCAACCAUUCAGCCCACAGGGAUCACCCAUGCCUGGAGGCACUGGCAGCAGCAACCAGUCCAAAGCAGCAGCCAACUACUCAUACAAGGCCAGCCCCUCAGCCCAGGCUGGACACCUGGAUGUGCUUCUGCAGCAAAAGCCUCAGGACCUCAGUCGAAGUUUUAUUAAUAACCCACACCCAACCUUGGAGCCCCGGCAUGGCAACACCAAACCUUUGUUCCAUUUUAACUCAGACCAAGCAAACCAACAGAUGCCUUCUCUUCUGCCUUCCCAGAACAAGCCUUCUCUUCUACACUAUACCCAGCAGCAGCAGCAGCAGCAGCAACAACAACAGCAGCAACAGCAGCAGCAGCAACAACAACAGCAGCAGCAGCAAGGUUCCCUGCCACAGCCACAGAGCUCAGUGGUUGUUCAACAGCAGCAGCAACAACAGCAACAGCAGCAGCAGCAGCAGCAGCAGCAGCAGCAAGGUUCGGUGACAGCUCAGCAGCAGCAGCAGCAGCAGCCGCUGCCAUCCCAACCCACCCAAGCUUUAUCAAGCCAGCCUUUGCUAAGGUCACCCUUGCCACUUCAGCAAAAGAUCAUGCUUCAGAAAAUGCAAAAUCAGUCCAUCGCAGGCCUGGGAUAUCAAGUCACUCAACAACACAGACAGGAUCAACACACUGUGGUAGGCCAGAGCACAGGCUCCAGUCCAAGUCCUAACUCCUGCUCAAAUCCAAACACUGGAAGUGGUUACAUGAACCCCCAGCAGUCCCUGUUGAAUCAGCAGAUGAUGGGGAAGAAACAGACCCUGCAGAGACCAAGCAUGGAACAGAAGCAGCAACUUCUCCUCCGUCAGCAGAUGCUGGCUGACGCGGAGAAACACUCCCCUCAGGAUCAGAUGAACCGACAUCUGACAAGGCCACCCCCAGACUACAAAGACCAAAGGAGAAAUGCGGGCACCCUACAGCCAGCUGCUCAAUAUUCUGGUGGCUCCUCUACAGUGAGUUUAAACUCUAACCAGGCCUUGGCAAGCCCAGUUUCAACACACACCAUUCUAACUCCAAACUCCAGCCUCAUGUCUACAUCUCAUGGGGUGAGAAUGCCCUUGUUAUCCACGGUUCAGAACAUCGGGAUGUAUGGAAACCUGCCUUGUAACCAGCCUGGCACCUACAACAUCGCUUCAACAAUGAACCAACUGACACAACAGAGAAAUACAACUCAACUGAUGACAAAUCAGAACAACCCUCUGAUGUCACGGCCAUCUCCCUUAGGGGCAAACAACGGUGACACUGUGGCCACCUUUGGAGCUGGAUCUGCUGGCAGUUCGCAGCAAUUAAGACCAAAUUUGACUCACAGUUUGUCAGGCAUGCCAGCCCAGAGGUCAUCAACUGUCAUGAUCACAGCCAACACAACAGCAACAAACUGGGCUUCUCAAGAGGUGACAGGGAAACAACAGGAAGCCCUCAAAUCUACAGGAGUCCGCUUCCCAACAAACACAUCUGCAACCUAUUCCCCAAACCAGUCUUUGCAACCAGGAGUAGGGAGCCAGCCAUUUUCCCAGAGGGCAGUGGCACCCCCUAGCCAGUUAACGCCAGCAGUGCAAAUGAGACCUAUGAACCAAAUGAAUCAGACAUUAAAUGGGCAAACCCUGGGUCCACUCCGGGGUUUGAACCUCAGACCUAAUCAGCUGACCACCCAGAGUCUGUCUAAUAUGAACCCAUCAGGAACAGGAUUGAAUCAGUCGAGGACAGGCAACAACCAGCCUCCAUCCCUGACUCCCAAUGCUUUUCCUUCAUCCAACCAAAGUUCCAGGGCUUUUCAAGGACCUGACCAUAGCAACGACUUAGCUUUUGACUUCCUCAGCCAACAGAGCGACAGCAUGGGCCCUGCCCUAAACAGUGAUGCUGAUUUCAUCGAUUCUUUAUUGAAGACAGAACCUGGAAAUGAUGACUGGAUGAAAGAUAUCAACCUUGAUGAGAUCCUGGGAAGCAAUUCCUAGGAAGGAAGGUGGUCCAAGGCUCCCAGCAGGGUUUUCCAAGGAUACUGCGACGCCAAACUGCUGAAGUCUGUGGGGAACUACAGACAUCAAAACAGAAGGUUGGCAGGAACCACAGUGGUGAACAUUUUGGUUCACAUGCUUGUUUUAAGAAAUUUUGAGCCUGAGUAAAACAUUGGGAUUGUUUUUUCCCUGCCUGAACUUCGGGAUGUGUUAUCCAGUUUGUCCAAACACAGCUGUGAUGCUGAUGUGUAAUUAAUUGUGUAAAAUGGUCUUCCCGAGUUCCUUUGCUCAGUGAAGGCAGUACAAUGGAACUCGAGACCUGUUUCAAUCCCAUAUUGUCAUGGACAGAUGCUUGUUCUAAGCGACAGGCAGCUAACUGUCAGCUAUUGACAAACAUGCUUUGACUUCUCUGCUGUUAUUUGUCUUAAAGCUUGCAGGAGAGAUUGAAAUGUUGCAUUGUUUGGAGUAACCUACAGGUUAUCCUAAGAAAGAGGGAACCAGAGAACCUGAAAGCUAUCCAGCAGAUUAAUUAAUUUCUUUCCUAGACGCACUCCUAAUUUUUGUAAUCUUCCCAUGUGUUUUGUAUUUUGGUGAGAUGCUGUCUCUCAUGAUAACAGAAAUGCAGGGCUUACAACCUGACUGGGGCUUCCCUGCCCACUUUUAUAGAUAACCAAGACUGGUUCUGAUCACGGCUGAAAUACCAGUGCACACAUGCCUGCAUCAAACUUCACUUCAAAAAAAAAAAAAAAAUUAAGCCUUGCCGUGUAGGAGAAAAACAUGGCGGUGGAUACCCAGCGGUGCUGCUCACUGUGAUUGCUAGCCACUGGUCUGUUUCCAAACAGAAUGAAAUUGAGCCUCCUAGUUUUUUUGGUAGUCAGAGACUGGUUUGUAAAAAAAAAGAAAGAAAAGAAAGAAAGAAUGAAUGAAAUGGAAGUGUGAAUUAGAGUCAGAUUAGAGAACAUUCUAUUUUGGUUGAAGGUAAGAAAUAGGGAAAGGCAUGAGAGGGCACAAAGCUAUUACACAGAGCUCAGAGGAAGCAGUAACUGACAGACAAUACCGCUUUUCCUUGGACAUAACAUGUGGACUUAGGUGGGCAGCUGAGCCCAGUGUGGUCUCUGUCGAGCCCCCCACUCACUAUUCCUGAUGCAGGGAGCCCUUGCUGUAUGGUGCCCUUCUUAUCCAGGUUUCCUCCCUCAGGGCUGAGUGCUAUAGCAAAACGUGCAUGUGCCUGGGUCACUCAGUGCCCACAUCUAUGUACACUGCAAAGGGGAGCAGGUAUACAGGUUUGAGAGGGUUCUAAAAGACCUCUACCACCCUCCUAAUCCAGAGACUCAAAGGCUAGCUACUCUCAACCUUUGAGUUAGACAUCCACACACUAAAAUACCAAGUAUGACUGACUUCAAGUCAUUUAAGCACCUGAUCUUCACAAACCUGUUCAGAAAAGGAGCACAUUUUCGAAAGCUCUGCAAAGUCCGCUUCUUGUCUUUAUGAUGCCUUUGGGCUCUCUCUGUCUUUCCCACUGCACCAAUAUUACUGGCCCGGAAUACUUUCUGUGCUGGUUUGUAAAUAUUAAUAAAUUACUUGUUUUGUAAACUUUUGUAAAGAAUAUUUUGGUAGAAAUACUUAAAACAUAUUCUUUGGAUUAUAUUUAUACAUAUGUGAAAUAAAUAUACUAUCGAAAGGUUAUAUUUUAUACAAAAAGUAAAUUGUUACCUUUUGUAUGCUAAUAUACAAAGUUUUGUAUAAUACAAUGGUUUAUUUUUAGCUCUACAUUUAAACUAUAGGUGAUGGAGUGGAAGCUUUGAAAAACCACCAAGAGGCUUGUUAAGCAAAUGUACAUCCUGAGACCUCACUCGGAAAGCAUUCCAGGUCGCAUCCCUCCCUGUUAUUGUCAUUUCCAGCUCAGAUCCUUUAUUAAGCCCAUAGUUCUCACGUCUCAUUUGAUGAUUCUGCUGUGCACACCGUACCAGUCCCUGUUGCCUGCGUCCUACUGUGUGUCUCCCCAUUAUACAAAACAGUGUUUCCCCAUGAAAAAAGAGAGGAAAAGCAAUGUGUGUGUGUGUGUGUGUGUGUGUGUGUGUGUGUAUAAACGCUGUGAUUGUGUGGCUCCUCCAGAUGACUGUACAUAUCUUCAGGACUUCUCAGUCAUAAUUCAGCUUGUUUCUCCCAACACAAACAGGACAUUCUACAGCAGCUGUCCAGUCGUCCAACUGAAGAGGCAAAAGAAACAAGGCUGGUUUUUCUUCUAUCUUAAUGUGAAUUUCAUAAUUAAUGUCUAUUUAUUCAGCUAUUCAUUAAAAUACAGGAUUCUUUGGGGGGGUUAUAACCUAUAGUUUUUCUGUUUGUUGGCAGCCUAUUACCAAAGAUGAUGUAAUUUUCCUGAAAGCUGAGAUAAUGACAAUUUGAUAGACAAACUUAGUAAGAGCCUCAGGAUUUACAGUGUCAGAGCUAUCGGGCGGGACACAAACUCCCGAUUAUAGACAUGCCGGACUACUUAUUACUGACAUUGUUUAUCACUCUGACAUAUAACAGAAAAGGUAAGAAUCAUUUCUCUUUCUUCUAUCUUCUUCUUCUUCUUCUUCUUCUUCUUCUUCUUCUUCUUCUUCUUCUUCUUCUUCUUCUUCUUCUUCUUCUUCUUCUUGUCUUCUUCUGCUCCUCCUCCUCCUCUGACUAGAAAGUAAUGUAGGCAAAUACUUCCUUCUUGGCUCUGUGUUCAGCCCAAUGAGUGAAGUCACUGAGUGAAAUACUGAUGUCACCUGCAUUGCUGUCCUGAACCCACGAAUGUAAAGAUUUCAACUUGUAAUACAAGCAUUUUGUACUGUGUGUAAUUCCAUGUGUAAAAAAAAAUAGUUUAAAACAAUUCAAAAGUGGUUUUCUUCU
Messenger RNA from Apodemus sylvaticus (European woodmouse), 7527 nucleotides. RefSeq names its product mastermind like transcriptional coactivator 2 (gene Maml2). The transcript has 5 exons. NCBI's taxonomy places the organism in Eukaryota, Metazoa, Chordata, Mammalia, Rodentia, Muridae. Gene Ontology annotation, molecular function: transcription coactivator activity. Gene Ontology annotation, cellular component: nucleoplasm; nuclear speck. Gene Ontology annotation, biological process: positive regulation of transcription of Notch receptor target; Notch signaling pathway. The record is from RefSeq and is a predicted model, not a curated record. Bases 1183 to 4647 code for a protein of 1154 amino acids.